Fusarium odoratissimum NRRL 54006 is the source of this 1206-nucleotide messenger RNA. RefSeq lists its product as uncharacterized. Gene Ontology annotation, molecular function: zinc ion binding; metalloendopeptidase activity. NCBI's taxonomy places the organism in Eukaryota, Fungi, Ascomycota, Sordariomycetes, Hypocreales, Nectriaceae. Gene Ontology annotation, biological process: proteolysis. The record is from RefSeq and is a predicted model, not a curated record. The transcript is spliced from 3 exons. The coding region runs from base 1 to 1206 and encodes 401 amino acids.
AUGGCUUCUAUGUCGUUCAAAUCUAUCGCGACCUUGGCCUUUGCGGUCUCGCAACCGGCCCUCGGUGCCGUAUUCCCAAACGGCAUCUUCAACCGGUCAGAGAUUGAGGCCAUGCCUAUUGAAAAGCGUGGCUCCGUAGACGCCUUGCUCUGGGAAGCGGCUGAGAUCCCCUAUAUUCUGGAGGGCCUCCCCCACGAUCUGUCAGGCUCGAUUCGCGAUGCCAUGAGGGAGUGGGAGCAGUCCUCCUGCAUCCGCUUCGUGCCUAAGACCACGCAAUCCGCCUGGGCAAACUUCAAAAAGUACGAUGACGGGUGCUUCGUCCGUGGAUUGGGCUCUCCUGGUUCGGGGGAGAGAAUCGUCAACCUCGAUUACCCCAACGCCUGGGAGAGGAUCGUCUCUUUCGGCAAUUAUAAGGCUUGUCUCGAAGCCGGUACGCCUGCCCAUGAGCUCGGGCACCUUAUUGGACUCAUUCACGAACAUCAACGUCCCGACCGCGACCAAUUCAUCCGUGUCUUGACGGAUCGUAUCCAGGAUGACCAGCAGGAUCAGUUCACCAUUGACAAAACCGGAGACAUCCACGUGCCCUUCGAUUACAAUUCCGUCAUGCUCUACGACACCAAGGCCUUCGCAAAGACGAAUGCGUUGACCCCGAUCGUCGGAGACGUGAGUGUCAAGCACACCAUGGAGACGAUCACGGACAAGGAGAUUGACCCUUGGAACUCUCCUACCGCCAACGACUUCAAGGCCGUCAAUGACGCUUACAAAUGCGAAGAAUACUACACGCGCGUGAUUCCUCAGUGCCUGGCUGGAACCAUUCCAGCCAACGGAGACUACUCAACCUAUAGCUUCAUCCUUGACAAGUACACCGAGGCAUACAUGAGUGCCAACGGCUACACCCACGUCGCGGUGCACCAGAACUGUCGCUCCAACGCGAUUGACAUGGACACGGACAACUGGGGCUUUACGCCCCUGAAUGGCUGGGGACCCCGCGCCCAAUACACGGUUACCACCGACCGCUGCAAGAAAGAUCACGACCGCCACGCCAGCCGCUACGAGGUUGCUCUCUGCAAAGGCGACAACGAGGACGCUUGCGACAUCAAGUGUGGUCUGCGCCGCGUCUGCCCUUUUGAUGGUAGCGGCAAUCAGGUCGAUAGCAAGGCAAUUGGCAUCGUGGACCCCAAUCUUUGGAUUUGCCAUCCCCACUAA